Metarhizium album ARSEF 1941 is the source of this 339-nucleotide messenger RNA. RefSeq lists its product as uncharacterized. The coding region runs from base 1 to 339 and encodes 112 amino acids. The transcript has 2 exons. The record is from RefSeq and is a predicted model, not a curated record. NCBI's taxonomy places the organism in Eukaryota, Fungi, Ascomycota, Sordariomycetes, Hypocreales, Clavicipitaceae.
AUGGCCGCUGCAGCAAGGAACCCCAUUAUUGCAAAACGAGCCCGACCCAUUACACCCCCGACAGAUGCUCGAACUACUGCAAUAGAGGCCGCUGCAGCAAGGAACGCCAUUAUUGCAGAAGGAGCCCGAUCCGUUGCAGCCGCGACAGAUGCUCGAACUGUUGCAAUAGAGGCCGUUGCAACAGGGAACGCCAUUAUUGCAGAAGGAGCCCGAUCCGUUGCAGCCCCGGCAAAUGCUCGAACUGCUGCAAUAGAGACCGUUGCAGCAAGGAACACCGUUGUUACAAAAGGAACCCGAGCCGUUGCAGCCACGACAGAUGCUCGAACUGCUGCAAUAUAG